Molecule: messenger RNA, 675 nt
Organism: Tauraco erythrolophus (red-crested turaco)
Lineage: Eukaryota; Metazoa; Chordata; Aves; Musophagiformes; Musophagidae
Source: RefSeq, a predicted model, not a curated record
CCCAAGGUGCCGGUGCUGUACGAGGUGGAGCGCACCCGCACGGGGAAGAGCUUCUCGGUUCGUUCCGUAAAGGCCAUCCAGCACGGAAAGCCGAUCUUCACCUGCCAGGCCUCCUUCCAGCUCACCCAGGGGAGCCCAGUGCAGCACCAGUUCACCAUGCCCACCGUGCCACCCCCGGAGGAGCUGCUGACGCAAGAGGAGCUCAUCCAGAAGAACCCUAACUUGGCAGAGCGGUACAGAAAGCAUCUCAACAAGAUUCAAGCCGAAGACGUGCCGAUCGACAUCAAGCCUGUGAACCCGCCGGACGUGUUCUGCUCGGAGCCGCAGGAGCCGAAGCAGGUCUUCUGGGGGCGGGCGCGCGGGGGAGAGACUGACAUGAAGGUGCACUGCUGCGUGGCUGCCUACAUCUCCGACUAUGCCUUCCUGGGCACGGCCCUGCUCCCGCACCGGCAGUACCACAUCAAGUUCAUGGUGUCCCUCGACCAUUCCAUGUGGUUCCAUGCGCCCUUCCGAGCGGACCACUGGAUGCUGUACGAGUGCGAAAGCCCCUGGGCUGGUGGGUGCCGGGGACUGGUGCAGGGCCGGCUGUGGCGGCGGGACGGGGUCCUGGCUGUCACCUGUGCGCAGGAAGGAGUCAUCCGGGUGCAGCAGGUGCCAGAACAGAGCAAGCUCUAG